Brassica napus (rape) is the source of this 815-nucleotide messenger RNA. Its product is annotated as DNA-directed RNA polymerase II subunit 4. Gene Ontology annotation, biological process: positive regulation of translational initiation; nuclear-transcribed mRNA catabolic process, deadenylation-dependent decay; mRNA export from nucleus in response to heat stress. The transcript has 6 exons. Gene Ontology annotation, molecular function: nucleotide binding; translation initiation factor binding. NCBI's taxonomy places the organism in Eukaryota, Viridiplantae, Streptophyta, Magnoliopsida, Brassicales, Brassicaceae. Gene Ontology annotation, cellular component: RNA polymerase II, core complex; P-body. The record is from RefSeq and is a predicted model, not a curated record. Bases 179 to 595 code for a protein of 138 amino acids.
CCAUUUUUUUAGUAUUUCCUUUUUAUGUAUUUCCUUUUUAAUAGGAUUUGCUUUCUUCUUUUUAUAUUACUGAGAUUGUUUCUUUUGGCCUUAUAAUUCUCUUUCACUCGUUCGACGAGAAAAAUCAAAAUCAAGAGAAGAAAAAAGAUAAUCUCUAAAGGGUUCGAUUUGCCUCGCAAUGUCUGGAGAAGAAGAAGAGAACGCCGCCGAGCUCAAGAUCGGAGACGAGUUUUUGAAGGCGAAGUGCUUAAUGAACUGUGAAGUGUCUUUGAUCCUUGAGCACAAGUACGAGCAGCUGCAGCAAGUCUCUGAGGAUCCUAUGAAUCAAGUUUCUCAAGUGUUUGAGAAGUCCUUGCAGUAUGUGAAGCGAUUUAGCCGCUACAAGAAUCCAGAUGCUGUUCGACAAGUUCGAGAAAUCUUGAGUAGACAUCAACUCACUGAGUUUGAGCUUUGCGUUCUUGGCAAUCUAUGUCCCGAAACUGCUGAAGAAGCUGUGGCUAUGGUUCCUUCUCUCAAGACAAAAGGAAGAGCUCACAGUGAUGAAGCAAUUGAGAAGAUGCUCAAUGAUCUCUCCCUUGUCAAGAGAUUUGAGUAGUUCAUAAAAAUUCUCAAGAUCUAAGAUUAUGAACCGAUUAGUAGUAUUUCAGGGUGUCGUAUUCGCCUUUAAGCUGAUGAUGUCUUGAGUUAAUUUUCCAAUGUCUGAAAUUAUGACACUCUCAUGGCCAUAAUCUCUGGAACGAUACCCUUCAUGUUUAAUGAAUGUAGUUUACAAUGGAUGAUCCAAGCUUGCAAUGAAAUAUACAUCUUUUUACUUA